Molecule: messenger RNA, 348 nt
Organism: Striga asiatica
Lineage: Eukaryota; Viridiplantae; Streptophyta; Magnoliopsida; Lamiales; Orobanchaceae
Source: the annotation of a GenBank genome assembly
AUGUUUCAAAGGCAUCAAACUUCUCGUGAAGAAGUCAUAGUAGUGAGGCUUCACGAGCAAAGUUACGGAGUUGCAGGCCAGAAUCAUUCUACUUUCGGUGCGACUUACACGAAGGUCCACGAAGGCGAAAUAAAAUGCAAAACUUUCGAAAGGAAGCGGAAUAGAGGCGGCGGGGCCUGGUACUCCGGCCUGCUAAACAGUUGCUUUUUAAUGACGGGCCAGUCAACGCAGUCAAACAUGAGGUCCAAAUCGGGCACCUUCCCUGGGUACCUCCUCAACAGCUGCAGAAUUCCCCAUAGGGUGAAAGUGUCCCGACUCUGGAAGGACUUCUUAUACGUCUGCACAUAG